Molecule: messenger RNA, 2141 nt
Organism: Esox lucius (northern pike)
Lineage: Eukaryota; Metazoa; Chordata; Actinopteri; Esociformes; Esocidae
Product: mucin-5AC
Exons: 11
Coding region: 81-1991 (636 amino acids)
Source: RefSeq, a predicted model, not a curated record
GCUCCAAAGCGUUGAUUACUGAUUAGGCUAUUGUUCCUGUGCAUUGGAAUGCAGGUGUUUUCACUUUCUCAUAGGCACGCAUGACUACUUGUAGCCCGGUGUGCAUCUGGGUUGCCCGGGGGUUGUGCAGAAAAGGCAAGGACUCAGACAGAACCCGAUCAGAAGACCCAGAGACACAGACAGGCACCAUGUCUCCACCUCGGUCAGCUCUGAUGCUGCUGCUGGUCUCCGGCUCCUGGGCCUCCCAUUUCUACGGAGGAACCAUGACGUAUGACCCCAGAGGGACCAACCUGGACGGAACCUACACAGUGGAACUUCGCUACAAGACAGGCUUUCACUCCUGUCCUGACUCUGAUGGCUUAACCUGGACGUGUACCAGUGGAGACUGUGGAAAUCAGACCAGUCUAGUAGUUCAGACAGUGGACCAGGAGAUAUCUGGAGACUACAUCUGGUGUCAGAAAGAAGGAGUCAUGAUUAGGGUCUCCAAUAACAUGCACUCUUAUGACCUGAGUUAUAUCGGCGGUAAUUGGAUAUUCAACGACAACGACGUUGUUGGCUGGACGCUGUUGACCCAUGUGGAUCUUGGGGUCAGGUCUGACACGGGGAAAGCCAACCGAUCUCCCCAGACCACUGUCAUUCCUCUGAUGCGUGUCCCUGUUAAUUGUCAGAGACAUUUCCAGUUGUUGAACUUUGACCCAGAUGGAGAUGAGGUCAGAUGCAGAUAUGCAGAACCUCCAAACGAGUGUGUCACAGCAAGUAACGUUACAUCAAGUAACAUGCCUCAGGACUUCAGCAUACAACUGGUGUCCUGCACUUUGUCCUUUUCCAGCAUCAGUAAUACCACUGGAACGUAUGUUGUUCAGAUGGUGAUGGAGGAUUUUCCUAUUCAGUCCAUCUCUCUCUUCUACAAUGACGGAACUCAAUCUAACAGGACUUCUGGUGAUACACUCAGCAAACUUCCCGUUCACUUUGCAAUAAGAGUGGAUCCCGCUGUUCCGUCCUGUACAGAGGGGGACUACCUACCCAUGUUCCUGUCUCCAACACCAGACCAGGGAGCAGUGCUCCUCGCCUCCACAGACCAACCACUGGAGAUCACUGUCAGAGCUCAGGCUACCCAGUCCACGGCUACAGAGCUGUUGGUGAGUGGACCUCAGAACAUCACAAAGAACACCACCAGCCCAGGACUGUACCUUCUAAGAUGGACGCCUACUACAGAGGAUGGAGGGGCUUAUCCUGUGUGCUUCAUCGCUCAGGGACUGAAUGGCAGUUCCCUGUACCAAUCUGAGCUGCGCUGUGUCAUCAUCCGUGUUGGAAACGAAAGUGCUCCUACAUCUACCAUUCCAAACAUAACCACCAAUCUCCCAGCCAUCUUAACUACCAAUCCCACAACCACCUCAAUCACCAAUCCCACAACCACCUCAAUCACCAAUCCCACAACCACCUCAAUCCCCAAUCCCACAACCACCUCAAUCCCCAAUCCCACAACCACCUCAAUCCCCAAUCCCACAACCACCUCAAUCUCCAAUCCCACAACCACCUCAAUCCCCAAUCCCACAACCACCUCAAUCCCCAAUCCCACAACCACCUCAAUCCCCAAUCCCACAACCACCUCAAUCCCCAAUCCCACAACCACCUCAAUCCCCAAUCCCACAACCACCUCAAUCCCCAAUCCCACAACCACCUCAAUCCCCAAUCCCACAACCACCUCAAUCCCCAAUCCCACAACCACCUCAAUCCCCAAUCCCACAACCACCUCAAUCACCACUCUUCCAGUUACCUCUACUACCAUUACAACACUGAGCAGCAGGUCUAGACACAUACUUGUAGUGAGCAUAAAACUUUCCUAUCAGCCACUGCUUACAGGUUUGCUCACAGAUGCAAACAUCACAACAGAAGUCUUACCACAAAUCCGUGAUCAACUGAUCACAAACGGGGUGCCAGAGAGCUUCAUCACACUGAGGCUGAUAGCAACUCAUGAUGUCAGAUCCUGAGUGAGGGGCAGGAAUUCGGCUUACGUUUCUUUCACUCGCGGUGCCUUCAGAAAUUAUUCAGACCCCUUCACUUUCUGUCUUUCUGUUUCUGUCAAUCUACACACCCACAUAAAAUGCUAAAAACCUUUGUACCAUUUUUCCAUUUUAUUA